UGACCUGAGGAAUGUUAACAAUGCAGCGAGUGUCCAACUUUGUGCUGCAUUUCUGAUCCUGCUGCAGUCUGCGGAGAAAAUGGAGGCUCGUUUCAUCACAUUUACCCUCUUUCUCCGUCCUCACUGAGCUCCUCGGGUUUUUCUAUGCGCUCUUCAACCGAGAAACAGGAUUUAUUCUCCAAACUGAGGUUAUUCUCGCUCUCUUCUUCUUCUUGUUCUUCUUCUUCUUCUUCUAUCCCAUGGCGGGGACUGGCAGCAUCAUGGUCUGGCUGCGCGGCGCCCUCGUGACCGGCUGCAUUUCCUGGAAUAAGUUGGAACCUGAGCCUUGAAAGCCACACCAUGGCAUGCCUGUAGUUCCUCACCUUCAUCCAGCAUCUCCAGAAUCUACAGCAUCUUCAGAAUCACAAAGAGAGACGCAGACAAACCGAGGACGACUCCCAAAUCUCCCAACGUUUUUUCGCAGCCAGUUUGAAAGGAAUCUUUUUUUGGAGGGAGUGUAAGUGUGUGUGUGUGUGCUUCCCUUUUUUAGAGUAGGUGCCUGCCCUGGGCACUGAGGCCAUGAGGCCCAAGACUUUCCCAGCGGCCCCGUAUGUGGGCAACACUCGGCAGAGGCUCCAGGAGAUCAAGGAGGGCCUGAAGCAGCCGGCCAAGCUGGUGAGCCAGGCGUUUCAUGGCGGCAGCUCGCGGUCCGACGGCAGCAGAGCGGCCGACUGCAAGAGCGGGAAAGACGCGGCCAGCCGGCAGCAGCAGCUCAGACCCCCGCAGAAGUUCAACAACUACCAGAAUGCCCUGCGAGAAAUCCGCAAGUCCCUCAUGCCGUUCGACAAGUUCGGCCCUUCUUCCGGGUCGGGACACCCUGCCGGCGCCGGGGAGGUGAACCGGCAGAUGCUGCAGGAGCUGGUGAACACCGGCUGUGACCAGAUGAUCGAGGGCUCCUCCAUGAAGCGCUACGACUCCAUCCAGAAGCUUCUGAACGAGACGAGCCACCUGAAGCAAGCGAUGAGCGCGGCCGACCGCCUGCGCCUGUUCCCCACGCUGCACCGCCUCAACUCCAGCAAGAGGGCGGCGCCGCAGCCCAUCUGCUCCCUGAAGGAGGAGGCCGAGGAAGAGGUGCAGGACACACGCCUCUGA
This is a messenger RNA of Notothenia coriiceps (black rockcod), 1131 nucleotides long. RefSeq names its product serine/threonine-protein kinase LATS2. The coding region runs from base 559 to 1131 and encodes 190 amino acids. The record is from RefSeq and is a predicted model, not a curated record. The transcript has 3 exons. Lineage: Eukaryota; Metazoa; Chordata; Actinopteri; Perciformes; Nototheniidae.